Molecule: messenger RNA, 411 nt
Organism: Hymenoscyphus albidus
Lineage: Eukaryota; Fungi; Ascomycota; Leotiomycetes; Helotiales; Helotiaceae
Source: the annotation of a GenBank genome assembly
AUGUUCGCCCUCCACGAGUCUGAGCUGCCUCUUUUGUCCUUUAAAUACUGUACCAGUGGCCUCAAUCUUCUUCCUCUCUUUGCUCAGAACCCCUCCAUCUUAUCGUCUAUCGCUACCAGCAUGGGCGGUGUCAACGGAAACUCUGCUCAAAGCAGUACUACCGUCCCGCAAGCGCUUGAGAUUGCAAGGGAUAGCGAGGAAGGAGCUCGAGACCCCACUGUUGUCAACGUGCUCGAGACUGCUCUGGCGUCUAUCUGGUCCAAGAUUGAGGCUCGUCCAUCAACCUACGUCAUGACCCGAGACGAGUUCGCCGUCUUCAAUUACUUUCAACAUCGCUUCGAAGGUCAACAGGUUGCUACCGACGCACGGAAGCGUUACUGGGACAAUUUGGAGGUUGCCAAUGGUGCUUAG